Messenger RNA from Dujonia railenensis, 417 nucleotides. NCBI's taxonomy places the organism in Eukaryota, Fungi, Ascomycota, Pichiomycetes, Serinales, Debaryomycetaceae. The record is from the annotation of a GenBank genome assembly.
AUGUGGUCAGAGGAUACUACAAAGCACACACGUCGUGAGUUGAAAUGCCGCCUAAUGGCCCCCAAGAAGUUGCAUUAUUGUGUGUACAGGACGGCUUUCAGUACGGUUUGUGCUGCACCGUUUUCUCUUCAAGAAUCCAGUAUGAGAAUCGUGGCUCCCCUUUCCAUGGGGUGCAGUACCCUGCUCUCUGAGCCCUGCCAAAGCCUCUUCUACUUAUCACAGCCAUCAUGCUACUACCCAUUUCUUCUCUUCGAAGUCGAGGAAAGCCUUUACCCUUGUAGCAUCUGGAAAGCCCAGUGUCGUAAACCAGGUAUCGUGGUGUACAUUAAAGUUGCUUCCCUCUUAUUUACAUUCCAAUCACUCUCUAAGCUCACUGUUCUAGUUAAAGGACUGCUUGUUCGGUGGGUCAAACAUUAA